AUGAAGCAUGAAAUUUGUUGUUCAACUUCUGAAGAUACCUUACAAGAAGGGCAUAUAAGUGAAAUACCUAUUGAUCUAUUAGACUCUCUUCAUCAUAUUCCUCUUUCACCACAUGAAACAAGUGAUGGUUAUGAUCAUUUUAAGUAUGUUCGUUGUGAGGGACCAUGUAAAAAAAUUUAUAAAGAAAAUAAAUUAUGUUAUUUUGGUGAAUGUGGUCAUGCUUUAUGUGAAGGUUGUACGGUAAAUGCUAAGAAAUUAUAUAAAAAUUUAAAAACAUGUGAAAAUGAAUACUUUUGUCCUUUGUCUUGGUGUUUGAUAAGACAGAAAAUUAAGAUGAUUGCUUGUUAUGAAAAGCGCUCAAAAUAUAAUUAUCGUCUUAGUCAAAUAAUAAAAGAUCACCUUCCUCUUGAAAUUUAUUAUUUAAAUAUGAAAAUAGAUAAGAUUUUAAAAAAAGGAAAUCAUUGUAGAUGUUGA
Molecule: messenger RNA, 474 nt
Organism: Strongyloides ratti
Lineage: Eukaryota; Metazoa; Nematoda; Chromadorea; Rhabditida; Strongyloididae
Exons: 2
Coding region: 1-474 (157 amino acids)
Source: RefSeq, a predicted model, not a curated record